AUGGACUGUGAGGAGGGUGGAGACAGGGACCACUUGCUGGUGGCAGGCAACUGGCUGUGUCUGGCUCCCCUGGUUGCCUUCAAUGUGGAUGUGGCCUGGACCUGGGUGACUUCAAAGGAAGGUCCUUUUGUGCUCAGCUCCCUUCUGCAUCAGGACUCCAGCACCAAGGAGACCUGGCUCCUGGUCAGCAGCCCCAGAACCAACAGGACAGGACAGCUCCUGCAUCAGUGCCACCUUCACAACAAUGAGCUCCGCUGUCAACCUGUGGAGCAUGUUCCCAUCCCAAAGGGGCGGCACAGGGGGGUGACGGUUGUCCGGAGCCACCAUGGUGUUUUGAUCUGCAUUCAGGUGCUUACCCGGCGGCUCCACAGUCUCAAUUCAGAUCUCACAGGCACCUGCAGCCUACUCAGCCCAGACCUCCAUCUCCAGGAUCAAGUUAACUUCUCCAACAUGGAAAAUCUUCUGAAUCCGGAUGUGGAUACUGGAGAUUGUCCCAGGCAACGACAAGAUCACACUGCCAGGGGGCGCCGGUCUCUGAAGGCAGAGGAGGAGAUGGAAGAUGAGGAGGAAGCAGGCACUGAGAUUGCCAUCGUCUUGGAUGGCUCUGGCAGCAUUGACCCUCCAGACUUCCAGAGAGCCAAAGACUUCAUCUCCAACAUGAUAAGGAACUUCUCGGACAAGUGCUUUGAGUGCCGCUUUGCCCUGGUGCAGUAUGGUGAAGUGAUCCAGACUGAGUUUGACCUUCAGGAUAGUCAGAAUGUGACAGCCAUGCUCCUAAAAAUCCAGAACAUCACUCAAGUGAUGAAAGUCACCAGGACUGCCUCUGCCAUGAAGCAUGUCCUAGAUAAUAUCUUCACACCGAGCCAAGGCUCCCAGAAACAGGCAUCUAAAGUCAUGGUGGUACUCACUGAUGGAGACAUUUUUGAGGAUCCCCUCAACCUCACGACAGUCAUCAACUCACCACAGAUGGAAGGUGUUGAGCGUUUUGCUAUUGGGGUGGGAAGCGCAUUUAAUAGUUCCAAGGCUGACAAGGAACUGAAAUUGAUUGCCUCGGACCCUGAUGAGACCCAUGCCUUCAAGGUGACCAACUACAUGGCACUGAAUGGUCUUCUUGAGAAACUGCAGCAGAAGAUUAUUCGCAUGGAAGGAAUGGUAGGCGAUGCCCUCCACUACCAGCUGGCACAGAUUGGCUUCAGCGCCCAGAUCCUGGACAAGGAGCAGGUACUGCUCGGUGCUGUUGGCGCUUUUGACUGGUCUGGGGGCAUACUGCUUUACAACUUUAACAGUAAAGAGGGACGCUUCCUUAACCAGACAGCUGAGGAUGCCAAGGCUGCACCAUACAGCUACCUGGGUUAUUCUGUGGCUGUGCUGCACAAGGCCUGCGGACCCUCCUAUGUGACAGGGGCACCAAGGUACCAGCAGCGGGGGGCUGUGCUUGAGCUCCAAAUUUCAGCCAAAGAAACCAACUUCCUGCCAGUGCUGGAGGGCAAGCAGAUGGGGUCCUAUUUUGGCUCUGAGCUGUGCCCUGUGGACAUCAACAUGAACGGGACCACGGACUUGUUGCUGGUGGCGGCUCCAUUUUAUCACGUGCUUGGAGAGGAAGGCAGAGUCUAUGUGUACCGUCUGAAUGCACAGGAUGGUUCCUUCUCCUUAGCACAUAUGCUCAGCGGGCAUCCUGGAAUCACUAAUGCUCGUUUUGGCUUUGCUAUGGCGGCAGUGGGGGAUCUCAAUCAGGAUGGACUCACAGAUGUGGCCAUUGGGGCCCCCUUGGAAGGCCUGGGGACUGAAGACAGUGUCACCUUUGGCACUGUGUACAUCUACAAUGGAUGUGAGGAUGGUCUCUUCCCCAACCCCUCACAGAGGAUCCAGGCCUCGAUGGUGGCCUCAGGACUCCGCUACUUUGGUGUGUCAUUGUCUGGUGGCUUCGAUUUCAGUGGUGAUGGCUUGGUAGACAUCACUGUCGGCACACUGGGACAGGCAGCAGUGAUCCGUACCAGACCCGUGGCCUGUUUCCAGGUGUCCAUGACCUUCAGUCCCCAAAUUCUGCCCAUUGGCUUCAAUGGCAGCGUGAACAUGAACCUGUGCUUUGAAAGCUGCUCUGCAACUGCAGCUGUUGAGACAGGCCUCAGAAAGAUGUCCAUGAAUUUCACAUUGGAUGUGGAUGUGGGGAAGGAGAGGAAAAGGUUUCAGUGUUUGGAUAAAAGAGCUUGUCAGAGCUCCCUUAAAAAGUGGGGCAGGGAACCCCAUCUUUGUGAGUCCUUCCUACUCAUUCCUGUGGAGGAUGAGCUCUCAGAGGAGGACCACUACUCCAACAUCAGCAUCCAGGUCAGCUACCAACUCCAGACAGCUGAGGACUCUGGGCACUCUCCCCAGCCUAUCCUGGACCUCUACACAAAGCCUGCUGCCCUCUUCCAGCUACCCUAUGAAAAGGACUGUGAGAAUAAGCUGUUCUGUGUUGCAGAGUUACAACUGAUCACCACCAUCUCUCAGCAGGAAUUGGUGGUGGGUCUCACAAAGGAACUGACCAUGAACAUCAGCCUAACUAACUCUGGGGAAGAUUCCUACAUGACAAGCAUGGCUUUGAAUUAUCCCACAAACUUACAGUUAAAAAGGAUACAAAAGCCACCAACUCUGAACAUUCAGUGUGAGGAUCCUAAGCCCAUUGCUUCUAUCCUGGUCAUGAACUGCAGGAUUGGUCACCCAGUACUCAAGAAGUUAUCUGCCAAUGUCUCAGUAGUUUGGCAGCUAGAAGAGAAAUACUAUUCAGGCAGGACUGCUGACAUCACAGUGACAAUUACCAAUUCCAAUGAAAGAAGAUCUUUGGACAAAAAGAACCACAGUCUUCAAUUCCGGCAUGCUUUUGUUGCAGUUCUUCCCAAACCAACAGUGAUAUAUAUGAACACAAGCCUGGGGCUUUCCAACCAUAAAGAAUUCCUUUUCAGUAUACAAGGGGAAAAUCACUUUGGGGUUGAAUUCCACCUGCAAAUUUGUAUUCCAAUCAUAUUACAAGGCUUCCAGAUUGUAAAAGUGAAGUAUCUGAAAAAGACACAGGAGGAGACCCAGUGCGCGCAGAGUGUCGGACCGACCUGUAGGGACGUCUCGGCACAGCACGUGGAGCAAUGGCACUCGGUGAUCUGCAACAUCUCCACAGCCAGAGAGAAUGUGACCGUGGCGGCAGAGAUGACCUUGGGCCCCUCGAAACAGUUCCUAACAGAUGUAACUGAAUUGAAAAUCCUUGGUGAAAUAUUCUUCAACGAAUUUCUAUAUGAGGGACUGAAUGCAGAGAACCACAAAACUGAGAUCACGGUCAUCUUCCUGAAAGAUACGGUGCUCUUCUUUCUGCCUCUCAUCAUUGGAAGCAGUGUUAUUGGCCUUCUGGUUUUGAUUGUGAUUAUAAUCAUCCUAUUCAAGUGUGGCUUUUUUAAUAGAAAAUACCAGCAGGCAAACUUGAAUAGCAUACGGAAGACCUCAAUGGAGUUGGAGACGCUACUUGCAGAGACACCUCAGGUCCAGCUUCCUCAUCCAAUGGAAGAAAAUAGCAAUGAGGUUUCAGAUAUCUAGAGACCUGUGUACUGAUUGCAUCUUCCUUUAGAAUGAUAUGGAGCAGAAUUUAACAGUGUUUGUAAUGUCUUUUUUUUUUUUUAAACCGUGGAUUGUCCUCCAAGUGCCUGUGCAUUGUCAAAAAAAGAAAAAGAUCUGAAAAUAUUUGGUAAUAGCAAGUUGUUUUA
Messenger RNA from Suncus etruscus (white-toothed pygmy shrew), 3728 nucleotides. RefSeq names its product integrin subunit alpha E (gene ITGAE). Bases 1 to 3561 code for a protein of 1186 amino acids. Gene Ontology annotation, biological process: cell adhesion mediated by integrin; cell-matrix adhesion; integrin-mediated signaling pathway. The record is from RefSeq and is a predicted model, not a curated record. Gene Ontology annotation, molecular function: integrin binding. The transcript is spliced from 31 exons. NCBI's taxonomy places the organism in Eukaryota, Metazoa, Chordata, Mammalia, Eulipotyphla, Soricidae. Gene Ontology annotation, cellular component: external side of plasma membrane; integrin complex.